AAGAAACACGGGAGAGCUUCCGGUCGUCUGUCACUGAGGCUGGAAGAAAUACUAAACUGAUAUUUAUUUCGCUUUAUGCUGAUCCGUGCACACACAAUUACACACCCACACAUACACACAGCAUGUCUUUCUGCAAAUUUUUCGGAGGUGAGGUCUACAAGGAUCAUUUCAAACCAGGGAUGUAUGUGUGCUCCCAGUGUAACCACCCGCUGUUCUCCAGUCGAUCAAAGUUCGCCCACUCGUCUCCGUGGCCAGCGUUCACCGACACCAUCCGAGAGGACAGCGUCACCAGGAUGAUGGAGAGCCUCACUGCCUUCAAGGUUCUGUGUGGCAAGUGUGGCAACGGGCUGGGUCAUGAGUUUGUAAAUGACGGCCCGGAGGAGGGAGUGUCACGAUUUUGAAUAUUCAGUACCUCGCUCAAGUUUGUCCCGAACAAAGGUAA
This is a messenger RNA of Notothenia coriiceps (black rockcod), 442 nucleotides long. It is a transcript of the gene msrb1b, whose product is annotated as methionine sulfoxide reductase B1b. Gene Ontology annotation, biological process: protein repair. Lineage: Eukaryota; Metazoa; Chordata; Actinopteri; Perciformes; Nototheniidae. Gene Ontology annotation, cellular component: nucleus. The transcript has 3 exons. Bases 123 to 401 code for a protein of 92 amino acids. Gene Ontology annotation, molecular function: peptide-methionine (R)-S-oxide reductase activity. The record is from RefSeq and is a predicted model, not a curated record.